UGACCGGAUAUGAAAAGUUUCUCGCAGACAGUUUUCUGUGUUUCUGACAGCUGGAGUUCGUGUUUGUUUUCGUCCAGUCAAGCGAAGGCGGGUGAUGAAGUGAGUUUCUCUGAGCUCCGAGGGUCUGAUAAAGCUCGUCAUCAUGGGGAACCGCGGGAUGGAGGACUUGAUUCCCCUCAUUAACAAGCUGCAGGACGCCUUCAGCUCCAUCGGCCAGAGCUGCAACUUGGAGCUGCCGCAGAUCGCGGUGGUCGGCGGGCAGAGCGCCGGUAAAAGCUCCGUGCUCGAGAACUUCGUGGGAAGGGAUUUUCUGCCGAGAGGAUCAGGAAUCGUCACUCGCAGGCCUCUGAUUCUCCAGCUGGUGAACAGUAAAGCUGAAUAUGCCGAGUUCCUGCACUGUAAGGGCCGCAAGUUUGUGGACUUUGACGAGGUUCGGAUGGAGAUUGAAGCAGAAACGGACCGAAUCACUGGAUCUAACAAGGGAAUCUCUGCAGUGCCCAUUAACCUGCGCGUUUACUCGCCCAACGUGCUGAAUCUGACGCUGAUCGAUCUUCCGGGCAUGACGAAGGUGGCGGUGGGUGACCAGCCGCAGGAUAUCGAGUACCAGAUCCGGGACAUGCUGAUGCAGUUCGGUCUGCGCACCAUCGGUGUGAUCACCAAACUGGACCUGAUGGACGAAGGAACCGACGCCAGAGACAUCCUGGAGAACAAGCUGCUGCCGCUGCGCAGAGGUUAUAUCGGUGUGGUGAACCGCAGUCAGAAGGACAUUGAUGGCAGGAAGGACAUCCGUGCGGCCCUGGCUGCUGAGAGGAAGUUCUUCCUGUCCCAUCCAGCAUACAGACACAUGGCAGAGAGAAUGGGCACACCGUACCUGCAGAAAACACUCAACCAGCAACUGACGAACCACAUCCGCGACACAUUGCCGGCGCUGCGCAGUAAACUGCAGUCUCAGCUGCUGUCGCUGGAGAAAGAGGUGGAGGAGUACAAGAACUUCAAACCAGACGAUCCUGCGCGCAAAACCAAAGCCCUGCUUCAGAUGGUCCAGCAGUUCGGUGUGGACUUUGAGAAGCGUAUCGAGGGCUCUGGAGAUCAGGUGGACACUCUGGAACUCUCCGGCGGAGCUCGAAUAAACCGCAUCUUCCACGAGCGCUUCCCCUUCGAGCUGGUGAAGAUGGAGUUUGAUGAAAAGGAGUUGCGGAGGGAGAUCAGUUACGCCAUCAAGAACAUUCACGGAGUCAGGACAGGGCUCUUCACCCCUGAUCUGGCCUUCGAGGCCAUCGUGAAACAGCAGAUUGUUAAACUGAAGGAGCCCUGCCUCAAGUGUGUAGACCUGGUGGUGUCUGAACUCGCCACACUCAUCCACAAGGGCACUGAAAAGCUGAACUCGUAUCCUAGGCUGAGAGAAGAGACGGAGAGAAUAGUCACCACACACGUCAGAGAGAGAGAGAGCAAAACCAAAGAGCAGGUGAUGCUGCUGAUCGACAUCGAGCUCUCCUACAUCAACACAAACCACGAAGACUUCAUCGGAUUCGCCAAUGCGCAGCAGAGAAGUGCUGCCGUCACUAAGAAGCGAGCUGUUCCCAAUCAGGUGAUCCGCCGUGGUUGGCUGACCAUCAACAUCAGCAUCAUGAAGGGCGGGUCCAAAGACUACUGGUUCGUGCUGACGGCGGAGUCUCUGUCCUGGUACAAGGAUGAGGAGGAGAAGGAGAAGAAGUUCAUGCUGCCGCUGGAUAACCUGAAGCUGCGGGAUGUGGAGAAGAGCUUCAUGAGCAACAAACACACCUUCGGCAUCUUCAACACCGAGCAGAGGAACGUGUAUAAAGACCUGCGUCAGAUCGAGCUGGCCUGCGCCACUCAGGAGGAUGUGGACAGCUGGAAGGCCUCUUUCCUCAGAGCGGGAGUCUAUCCUGAGAAAGACCAGGCGAAGGAGUUUAUCUACUCGGAGCUGCUGGCGUACCUGUACUCGUCAGGUGAUCAGAACAGUCUGAUGGAGGAGUCGGCGGAGCAGGAGCAGCGGCGGGACGAGAUGCUCCGCAUGUACAACGCUCUGAAAGAGGCUCUGAAGAUCAUCGGGGACAUCAGCACAUCCACCAUCACCACACAUGUGCCCGCGCCGGUGGACGACACCUGGAUACACACUGACCCCAGUCCUCCAUCUCAGCGUAAGCCGUCAGGAGGUUCAGCCCCGCCCCCUGGCCGUCCUCCUGCAGUGCGAGGCCCCACCCCUGGAGCUCCAGCCCCGCCUCCUCUAAACCCCUCCCCUGCCUUCGGAGCUCCGCCUGUUCCCUCCAGACCCACUACGCUGGAGCCGGCUGUAGCUCCGCCCCCUCAGGUGCCUUCCCGCCCUGCACGGGUCCCGCCCACUGUGCCACCAGGGAUACCCAGGAGGCCUCCAGCGGCUCCAAACAGGCCCACAAUCAUCCGUCCGACAGAACCAUCUCUGCUGGACUGAACAGUGAGCUGCACAUCGGUGCUAGACAUCAACACACACUGUGUGUGUGUGUUGAGCAGAACUGCUGUCUUCAGGGAAUCUAACAGCAGUGUUUACAGAAAUACACUCCGAUCACUGCAUUAACACUCACAUGAACACUAGUGAACUGACUGAUGGUGUUUCCUCAUCAGUACAGGAAUAUUUGCACAUGCAGUGUGUGUUUAACACUGAUGUGUGUUUAUACUAUAAUACUCUCUAAUAUUCGUAUAAUCAGACUCAGUCUGCUAAAGUGCCUCUAUAGAGAGAGCAGACGUGCUUUAUAUGUGUGUUGACUGAUAGUCUCUGAGCUUCAGCUGAAUCUUCAUGUCUUUACUGGAAGCCGGUCAUCAUCAGGGGGUUGGAGCUGUGUGUUUCUCUGACUUCAGUCUGUUUUCUCUAUGUUCUGUAUUUUUCUGAUGACGUUUGGCACUGAAUGCGGACAGAAGCGUGAAUAUCCUACAUGUAAUGAUGAAUAUUAUCAAUAAAAGGGCAAGUAUUGAGCUGC
Messenger RNA from Danio rerio (zebrafish), 2975 nucleotides. RefSeq names its product dynamin 2b (gene dnm2b). Gene Ontology annotation, cellular component: endomembrane system; cytoplasm; presynapse. Gene Ontology annotation, biological process: endocytosis; vesicle-mediated transport. Lineage: Eukaryota; Metazoa; Chordata; Actinopteri; Cypriniformes; Danionidae. The record is from RefSeq and is marked validated. Gene Ontology annotation, molecular function: GTP binding; GTPase activity.